Molecule: messenger RNA, 1419 nt
Organism: Gossypium arboreum
Lineage: Eukaryota; Viridiplantae; Streptophyta; Magnoliopsida; Malvales; Malvaceae
Product: probable hydroxyacylglutathione hydrolase 2, chloroplastic
Exons: 8
Coding region: 301-1146 (281 amino acids)
Molecular function (GO): hydroxyacylglutathione hydrolase activity
Source: RefSeq, a predicted model, not a curated record
ACAGCCCACAAUGUACAUACGCUGUAUCUCUCUCUAAAAAGAGAAAGCUUUCUCUAAAGGAGAAUCCAUUUUUAGAAGGAGAAAAAAGAGAGAGAAAUGCAAAUGCUCUCUAAAGCUUCAUCUGCUAUGGCCUCCUUUCCUUGUUCAAGGGAACUUUUGUCUUGAUUAUAUGUUGGUUUAUGGUUAUAUUUGAAAGCCUAUUUUCGAAUGUUUUAGGUGAGGAGUGGGCUUUGUGUUUGGCCAGGCUUGAGGCAACUUUGCAUAAGAAAGGGUCUCGAGUAUGGCUUGCGCUUAUUAUCGAUGCCCCUCAAAACCUUGCGCGGGGCAAGUCGUUCUCUUAGGGUCGCGGAGUUUUGUAGUGUCACCAACGUGUCUUCCUCAUUGCAAAUUGAAUUGGUACCAUGUCUUAGAGACAACUAUGCAUAUCUUUUACACGACGUGGACACAGGCACGGUUGGAGUCGUUGAUCCUUCAAUAGCUAUGCCCAUUAUCGAUGCUUUGAGUCGGAAAAACCGGAACUUGAAUUAUAUAUUGAAUACCCAUCACCAUCACGAUCAUACUGGUGGGAAUGCAGAGCUGAAAGCAAGGUAUGGAGCAAAGGUUAUUGGUUCGGGAAUAGACAAGGAUAGGAUCCCUGGAAUUGAUAUUGUUCUAAAUGAUGGGGACAAGUGGAUGUUUGCGGGUCAUGAGGUGCAUGUCAUUGAAACUCCUGGUCAUACCCGAGGCCAUAUCAGCUUCUAUUUUCCAAGUUCUGCAGCAAUAUUUACCGGGGACACAUUGUUCAGCUUAUCAUGUGGCAAGCUUUUCGAAGGAACCCCGGAACAGAUGCUUUCUUCCCUUCAGAGGAUCAUGUCUCUGCCUGAUGAUACAAAUAUAUAUUGUGGUCACGAAUAUACUUUGAGUAAUUCGAAAUUUGCAUUGUCGAUAGAACCCAAGAACGAAGCACUUCAGUCGUAUGCAGCGCAUGUAACUCACCUUCGCAACAAAGGGUUGCCUACGAUUCCAACUACGCUGAAAAAAGAGAAGGCGUGUAAUCCGUUCCUUCGAACAUCGAGCACAGAAAUCAGGCAGGCAUUAAAUAUUCCGGCCAAUGCAAAUGCGGCUGAAGCACUGGGUGUCAUUCGUCAAGCAAAGGAUAAUUUCUAGGGCUUGUUUAGACAUCAUUUCUGUAUGUGUAUAGGUGAUGUUAGCUCUUCCAUAUGUGAAAUAAAAAACCACAAAUGUUUACCAAUGUUCAUAUGCUUUGAUUUUUCUUUUUGGUUCUUUCGAAAUUCUCUUGAGCUAAUCUCAAAAUAUUAUUUUGCUUAUUUCCUCAUAACAAUUUUUUAUUCCUUUGCCUCUUAUAUACAUGUAAUUGUUUAACAUUAAAAUCCCAAAAUCGGAUUGGAGAUCGAAUUGAUUUGUUUUAUGGUCCAAUAA